AGUGGAGUUCUUCCCGAGGGAGUCCAUCUCCGGCCAAGCCUAUCUCGCUUCGCGGAAGGGUCGCUUCUCCCUCGUGGCCUUUUUCUGCGCUCUGCUGUUUCCGCCAUGGCGGACGCUGAGCCGACGGCGGCCGCGCGGUCGCUCACCGAAGACGAAAUGGCGGAGGUGAAAAAGGAAGUUUUAGAACGAUUACGCCGCUAUCUGUGUGACAAAAUAAUUGCAGAAAGACACUUUGACUAUCUACGUUCAAAGAAAAUACUGAGUAGAGAGGAUACUGAAGAAAUCUCUUGUCGAACCUCAAGUAGGAAAAAGGCUGGGAAACUGCUGGAUUAUUUAGCAGAACAUCCAAAAGGACUAGACACUUUGAUAGAAUCUAUCAAAUGUGAAAAAACACAAAACUUCCUGUUAGAAAAAAUAACUGAUGCCAUCUUGAAAGCAAAAAAUGAAAAACUUGAAAGUCUUAAAGGAACACGUUGUAACAACUGCAUGGCUUCAGUAUGUGAGCAAGCAAACAAUCUCUCUAGAUCGCAGUCAAAUGACUCUAAUUUUUUUGAAAAACAAAGACACAGAGAAAACACCUACCUUCAUCCAGAAGAAUAUAGUACAGCUCCUUUUGUAUCUGCCUCUUCUCUUUAUUCAAUGAAUUUACCUAUUACAGAGGUUGGAAACAUGGAAAAUUCUGUUUUCUCUACUCUUCCGGGACCUGGAGAUCCUGGAGCGCCUCCUAUUCCAACAGAAUUGCAGAGUGAGCAAGAGGAAAUAUCCACCACUUCUAGUGACAAUCCCUUUCUACCUUUACGAUCCCGCUCAAUUCCUCCAUAAUGGUUUUUUUUCUUGAAUCUUUGAAAAGAUAAUAAUGCUGAAUGUUGCCUUAUAUAAUUUUGCAAAAAAAUGUUUCUUUAAAAUUUCUUAUUUUACUUGGUUGUACUACUUUUGAAAACUGAAAGUAGGUAUUUUCAAAAAAUAUUCAUGUUUAACUAAUCAUGAAGCUGCUUGUAUUAUGCAAAUUAUAAUACAGUCCUGUACAUAGAUAUUCAGAAGUAAGCCUCACUGAUUUCAAAGGGAUUUAUAGCUAAGUAAAUAGUAGCAUUGCUAUAUUGAAAAACAAUAUGGGAAUACUUAAAAGAUUUAAUAUAUUUCUACACUUUAGUAAAAAGUUUACUACGUUCAUCGGUUCAUAAUGUCAGACAAUUUAUUUUCUUACAUAGUGGUGGAAGACAAAAUAGUUGCAGAAAUUAUGUCACAUAGAAUCCUGACUACUGAACUAAAAGGUUUAUCUAAUUAUGCAAAUCAAUCACAAGGACAAUUAUUUAGCGUAAGAGAAACUCCAGUUUAAGGUUUUCUCUUACAGUUAUUACAUUAGAAUAAAGUUUUCAACUGACCACUUAAUGUUCAGAAAAUAUUGCAUUCUGUUUGAACAGAAGGAUCAGGAAGUAAUGAAAACCUUAGCAAAGAGGGGGGGGAAAUCUCCUGAAUUACAGUAUUAUGACUAUAUCUAUGAAGAUUGAUUGGCCUCAUAUUAUAUAGGUGCUCCCUGUUUUAACAACUGCUUGUUCACUGACCUGCUAAAUGAGUUUUAGAAUAAACUAAAUCUGAAUCUGAGUGGUACUUAAUCAAUCCAUGAAAUUCUGACUGUUGUGGCACCCCUGCAGUCACAUGAAUGUAAUCCAGGCACUCGGCAAGGGGCCUAGAUUUCCAAUCAUCACUGCAUCCCACAGUCAUAUGAUCCCAAUUUGCUUCCUUCCUGCCUGUUUCUGACAAGAAAAGUUGAGGAAUUGCAAUAAUUUGCAGUCCUUAUUUAAUAAUGUAACUAGCGACUUCUGGAACUGCCGAUAACUAAUCAGUGUGGUCAUGUGAUGUACUUUAUGAUUGCAUCACUUGAUGUAAAAUCUUAAUUAUGGCUUUUAAGCAAGUACUGUCUUUUAUUCUGAAUCAUUGAAUUCUCCAAGUACACUUUGAAAAUGAUAGCAAUUAAGAAAUCCCUUUUGAAUUAGGGAGUUUAUAAAAUGUUAGGCAUUAAAUGUAUAUAUUUCUUUAAGAACUGGAGCUUAAAAUAUCUGUAGCAUGCUUACUUGAUAGUCAGUUUGAACUCAGUGGAGCUUACUUCUAGUUUGAGUUUGCACUUUUACAAUCUUGAGAAUAUUUCUAAAAUGAAACCUCAAUUUCUAUGUUUAUUUCUCAAGGUGAAACAAUGUUGUAUUGGACAAAUAAUUUCUACUAUGCCAUCUCAGGGAGUAUAAAAUCAUAUAUCAAUAUUGUUUUCUCAUGGUUUGAGGUGCAACACUGUAAAGAAGAGAUUCACUGAAAAGCAUAUUUAUUUUCUAGGUAGCAUAAAAGCAUUUCUUUCUCUUCAUCUUUUGCCAUUUUUGUUUCUUGGACUUCUUAAAGUACUGUUUCUUGGAAACAAUACUUUAAAUUAAAUUCAAAUUUUACUAUCCAAAAGCAAAACAACUUGAGUGGGGCUUCUGGGACAGCAAAAGAUUUAUUAAAAAAUGUUCUUCUACAACAUUUUGGAUGAAACUGCCACCAGUUAUCUAAAUUAAAUAAGUAGCUUUUUGUUUGCACAUGUUAUUUAGAAAGCUAUCUCACUGAGUUCUACAGAACGUGUCCCCAGUUAGACACGCAGAAGAUUACAGCCCAGUAUUUUAAGAAGACUAUAUCACGGGUGAUCAGCCUUUUGGCUUGCCUGGGCUGCAUUGAGUGAAGAGGAAUUGUCUUAGAGCAAAUAUAAAAUAUAUAUUUAACGUAUAUAAAUAAUAUAAUGUUAAAGGUUUAUAAUCUUUUGGGGUCAUUUUACUAGCUGUCCAGAGCGAAACCUGUUCUAUAUUAAUUCAAAUUGGUGCUAGGUUGUAGUACAGAGUGCCCUGCCCAUGUUUCAGGACACAACUGUGUCAAGUCACAAUCAAAUCUAACUGAUUGUUAGGUCUUCUGUAAUCUGACCAUUUCUGUUAACAACUUUUUAACUCAAAUGCUACCUCAGCUCAAACUUCCAUGAUGUUUUACAGAACAUGAACUUCCUUUUUUGACUACUAACUGCAGAUAUUGUCAAAUUUAUAAGAAAAUACUGUAUUUGCAUACUUAUGGACUGGUUGCCCCUAAUACUUUGCCAUAUUUUUGUUUAAAAAACUUCCUAGUCCUAGUGCCUUAGUAUUCAGGGUUCUUUCUCUCUAUUGCGCUUCAUUUCAUGUAUGCCAAAACCUGUGUGAAUUAUUAUAGGUACAUAAUGAAAAAUAACAUACUAUUCUAUUAAAUUAAUGUCUUUGAUAAUCAUUAUAUUCUUAAAUGAUACUUUAAAAAAAUAUAUGCUUUAUAUAAAGCAAUGUUGAAUUGGAAAAAUAUUUGGAAGUUUGUGGUUACUGUUUAAUGCUUUACAAAUAUUUACAAGUAGGCAAUCUGUGAAGCAUUUGUAUAAUAAACUGAAUUGAUUUUUUAAAAAUA
This is a messenger RNA of Thamnophis elegans (Western terrestrial garter snake), 3438 nucleotides long. It is a transcript of the gene BCL10, whose product is annotated as BCL10 immune signaling adaptor. Gene Ontology annotation, molecular function: NF-kappaB binding; kinase activator activity; transcription coactivator activity. The record is from RefSeq and is a predicted model, not a curated record. Gene Ontology annotation, biological process: positive regulation of extrinsic apoptotic signaling pathway; adaptive immune response; apoptotic process. NCBI's taxonomy places the organism in Eukaryota, Metazoa, Chordata, Lepidosauria, Squamata, Natricidae. The transcript is spliced from 3 exons. Gene Ontology annotation, cellular component: CBM complex; cytosol. The coding region runs from base 106 to 822 and encodes 238 amino acids.